Magallana angulata is the source of this 3012-nucleotide messenger RNA. RefSeq lists its product as uncharacterized. Lineage: Eukaryota; Metazoa; Mollusca; Bivalvia; Ostreida; Ostreidae. The transcript has 4 exons. The record is from RefSeq and is a predicted model, not a curated record. The coding region runs from base 1046 to 1477 and encodes 143 amino acids.
CACUCUCAGGUAACACACCUGAGUGACCAAAUCGAUUGCUUUCAAUUUUAGCUCUCGAGGUGUGAAGUCGAUGUGUUUUUCGUGCGCGUUUGAUGGCUCAAUCACAGCUAUCGUCGCCAUACGCCGAGGGAAGGCAGACUCCUCGGAACCAAUUACGAGUUGAUGUUUCUGAAUCUGAACAAAUGGAGACAGAAAAUGAAAUUUCAGGGAACGAAAGUACUUACACGCCAAGAAAGGGCACUAAAACACGUUCGCCAGUUAUGGGCACAAGUAAAAACACGCCGUUUCGGGGCACGAGAAAAUCGCCUGUUCAGGGCACUAGAAACAAUACAGACAUUGGGGUAAGAAGCUCGUCUGAAAGUCCAGAACGUGAACGUUUGAGAACUAAACGCAAACGUAAGUACAAGGAAUCCAGUGACGAAAGUUCAGAUAACUUAUCAUCAUCAGAAUCGAAUAAUUCUAGCGACUCCAAUUCGGGUCUUGAUUCGGACACUAAUUUUGAUCCUUCCAGCAUUAUAGAAAAAGGUUCCAAGGUUCCUAAAAAAAAUCACAAAAUACAUUGCUAAGUAUGCAAAUCAAGGUAUCUCAAAAAAGAUCCGACAGGAAGUCACUAAAAACUGUGGAAUUCCAAAUAGUAAACAAUUACAACCUAAGCAAACAGACAGAUUUGUAAAGAAAAUAUUUAGAAAAAAGUUUAAUCAGCCUCUAUCAGAUAAGAAAGAAAGAACUAUUAUCAAAACUCAGUCAUGAAUUUUAGACGCAACAUGCCCUUUGGCGAUUUUAUGGAAUGAAGCUGAAAAAUUAAAAAAACGGGACAAAGGCGUUGAUCCCGUUGAUGUCAUCAAUAUUGUUCAAUGUGCCUUAGUUUUAAUUGGGAAUGCCCAUUUUGUUUUCAUGACCGAUAGAAGAAAGGGUCUUUUGAGUAGAAUCUUACCAGACUGUGUAGAUUUAGUUGACGACAGCAUGGCUAAGAAAGCCUUAUUAAAGUCAAAAAAUUAUUAAGAUUUUGACAAAUGAUGGAAAAGAUUACAAAGAACUGUACGAGAUGAUUCCCCAACGCAAACGGGUACAGAAAUGUUUAUUUCGGUCAAAAGUCUCAUUACAGCUCAGAGAACAAGUAGCAACAACAGCAGUUUUUUCGUUACGGGCCCCCAAGCAACAACUUUCGGUUUGGGGGCCAGACCAGCAGAGGCCGAUAUCAGAGAAAGUAUUGGCCACGAGAUCAGAACCAGACAAGAACGAUCAAGAACUAAUACAGGUAUAUCAAAAACCCAGAGGGACUGCAACGCUAAAGAAGUCACCUAUCACAGAUUUUCUGACGAACGCAUCUGUGUUCUGGAGUGUUUAUGUGUCUAUUUGGAAGCCACAAAAGGUUUCAGGAAUGGGGACAAUGCUGAGACCAGUCUCAUCUGCAGGUUCAUAUGGGAAUGCAGUAUUAUCGUGUGAUGAUGUGGAUGCAGCCGGUUUUCCGCCUUAAAAGGAUUCCUGGAAUUAUUUUGUAUAUAAACUGAAAAUAAAUGGUUGUAUAAGAUUUAUUUCCGAUGUUAUUCAUUAAAAAAAAUUGAAAGCAAUCGAUUUGGUCACUCAGGUGUGUUACCUGAGAGUGGGCGAGUCUAAAUUUUCUAUAGGGGUAUACAGGCUACAAACAGCUGAUUUUCUUAUUUUUAGAGCUAUUAUUGGAAGCUAUUGCAUUGUUAUAUCUUAUGACUUUUCUUCGUAACAUCUAUAUUUCAUAUUAGGCGCUAAAGCGCCUUCAUAAAAUCUUCAAUUUCAUCGUCUCAUAUGAAAACAUAAUCGGACGGAAGACCUACUCGUUACUCGUAACGAGAUCUAGUCUUUUGAUGUAUUUGAGAAACAUUUGUAUUGUUAUCUCAAAGUCAGGAAAUUUAUUUCUUUUAAAUGAAAUAUCUGCAAAUGCAAAUCAUCAAACAAAAAACUAUCCAAAGUUCCACAUCAAGCAUUUAAUAUCCCAGUCUGGCAACCACCCACCCCACUCCCGACACAAAAAAUACUAAAUUUGUCUUGGUUAUAGAAACAUUGAAUUAACAUCUGUUACAUAUUAUGUAUAUUCUGUGCGCCUACUCCCGAGCCCUAGUGACCAGAAUAUCUGAUGAACGCGGUAAACUUUUUAGGUAAAAUUAACUGUAAGAUGAACGCAGUUGUAGAACGCAGGCGCUUGUCAAUUUCUCUUUAUAAAAAUCAGUAACCUCCGAUGGUAAAGAGUAUCAAUACAACAGUUCACAUUUUCUUACAUAUUCAUGGUAUUUUGCACAUAAAGUGUCAGUAAAGUAAACCAUAAAUCUCAUUGGAUAAAAUUAAACAAAUUUUUCAUUAAGUAAAAAAAAAAUAAAAAUUUCAAUGCAAAAGUAUUCAACUAAACUGGAACCCCUAGCAUCGGAGGUUAAAAUGGCGACAAUAAAUUACUGAAAAAUCAAAACGUUCAUACAAUGCAUAUUGUUGGAUUUAACCAAGAAAAGAACAAAUCAAGUUUGUGCUAGGAUGUUAGAAGGAUGUCUAAUGUGAAAGGGUAAAGCAGGUAAAUAAUUUUUUUUUUUAUCAAAAUCGCUGGGCGAAGUUUGUGAUUAUUUUUCCGAAUCAUUGUGUGACACUCGUCUGAGAUUCGGAGAGACGUCAGAUUAGAAUUUUCAGUCUUGACGAAUCUCGCUGAGUUUAGCUGCGUGCUACCUGCUUGCUACCCACCAAAAUAUGUUUACAGAAAGGAACUUCCCUUUAAAAAUUAAGAAAUGAAAAUACAUAAAAUACGUAAUAUUCAUAAAAGCACUCAGACACAUUAUGCAUGCAGCAUUGUGCACUAUUAUAUGCAUAAAUUGACAAUGUUAGCACGAUAGGCCAUAGUUUUCAAUGUGCCCAUGAUUGACAUCAUUAAUAAUAGUAAUGUAAUUUUAAUGAUUCAAAGCUUCUUAGACAAUGUGAGGUUAUUUUUCGACAAUGUUAGAAUUUCUGUUAAAUUACAUCACUGCUUCUGACCUCAGCUAACCCGUUCUGAACUAA